This is a messenger RNA of Polychytrium aggregatum, 1149 nucleotides long. RefSeq lists its product as uncharacterized. NCBI's taxonomy places the organism in Eukaryota, Fungi, Chytridiomycota, Chytridiomycetes, Polychytriales. Gene Ontology annotation, molecular function: protein binding. The transcript has a single exon. The record is from RefSeq and is a predicted model, not a curated record. Bases 1 to 1149 code for a protein of 382 amino acids.
AUGCAGGAAUCGCCGUCGGCGCUGCGAUCGCUGCGCGAGCAACAGGCCUGCCAACAGGCCUUUUGGCGCUUUGUCGACACCGACAGCACAUUGUUCGACUCGGCCGUAAGGCUGUCCCGGCAGCACGACGACCGGCUCUUCCGACGGUGGGCCGAGAGUGUCCCCAAGCCUACUGCCGACCUGUUCGACAACUACCGCAAGCAGCAACAGCCCGCCAUCCGCCCGAACCCGCCCCACCACCCAUCCGUCAAAAUCGAGACUCUGCCUGAUUCUAUCGGCCACUGGACAUGGCUCUCCGAGCUGUGUCUGCACGGCAACGGCCUGAAGCGGCUGCCGGACACCAUCGGCAAUCUCACGGCCCUCAAGCGCCUCGAAAUCUCCAGCAACGAGCUCACGGACCUGCCCGACUCCAUCGGCUUCAUGGCCAGCCUGCGGUCCCUGGACGUCUCCGCCAACAGAAUCACCCAUGUGCCGCAAUCGCUCUGCGCACUCUCGGCCCUCCGGCACCUGGCCCUGGACUGCAACCGCCUCCGCUCCCUUCCCGACGACCUUGGCCGCCUCGCCGCCCUGCAGAUGCUGAUGCUGUACGAGAACGAGCUCGAGACCCUGCCGGCCUCGAUCGGCCGCCUCGGAUCGCUCGAGUCGCUCCACAUGGACCAGAACCGACUGACGCGACUGCCCGAUACCCUGGCGGGGCUGGUUCGCUUGGAGGAGCUGGUCGUGCAGAACAACAAGCUCGAGCGCCUGCCAGAGUCGCUCACGAGACUGCCGCGGCUGAGGGAGCUGUAUGUUGCCAACAACCAGCUGCGGCUCCUUCCCGAGAGCCUGGGCGGCCUCACCGCUCUCUGCCAGUUCGAUGUCGGCGGCAACCUGCUGACGACCCUGCCGCCCUCGCUCGGCCGGCUGCCGAACCUGCACUCCCUCAACCUCGACCACAAUCUGCUGUCGCACCUGCCCGCCGUUCUGGGCGACUGCUCGGCGCUGCGGGAGCUCAGCAUCGUCGGCAAUCCCCUUCGCACGCUCCCGGACUCUCUGGCAGCACUGCCCGAGCCGCUGCACCUCACUGCCGAUGGACAUGUCGUCGCCAAUCUGCCCAAGGGAAUCGUGCUGAUGCCCAGGCCCGAGCAGUGGAUAGCGGCGGAUGCCUGA